CUGUUCCACGCGUGCAGACCCCCCCCUUCCAACCAAGUGGCUCCAUCCGCGGCGCUCCGGGCUCCAUCUGAGUGGGGGUCCCCGCAUUGGAGACAGGAUCCGCGGAAGGCGCCGGGGAAACGCUCGGGAAGGGUGGGGGGCUCAUCAGUCUCGACCACCACCCCCCGUGUCCCCUGGAAUGGUACACUCCGGCCAAACUUCCCCGGGUGCCUUUAAUACGCGCGUUGGGGACCCUCCCAAGAUGCGAGGAGCGGCGGCGCGAGUGGCGGGGAGGUGUUGGGAAAGGGCACCAAGCGGUGAUCGCGGGCAGUGGCGGCGCUGGCUCAGCAUGGAAAGCGAAGAGAGCCGGAGCGUCCAUUCAGACAACGUCUCCGAGGUCCACGAAGUGCCCAUGCGGGUCAUCAUCAGACCCAUCCCGCCGGUCCUGGACGAGGGGAAAGUGGAAAGUCUCGUGAAGACCAUCCAGGAGGAACCUGACCGGGUCCCCCCAAUUGACGUCCUCUGGAUCAAAGGCAGGGAAGGGGGGGAUUACUACUACUCCUUCGGAGGCUGCCACCGUUACGCGGCCUACAAGCGCUUGAACAAGGAGACUAUCCCCGCUAAGAUCAUCCGGUCGAACCUCAGCGACCUACGGACUUACCUGGGCUCUUCUCUCCCCGACUUGCGAUAGGUGGGGGCUUUCUCCUGCCUCCCCAUCCACCCACCCAUCCCCACCCCCAUUUCCAGAACUGUUGUGACCCAGGCCCACGUAGUUGAUAUUAAAUGCAAAACAGUUCCAAAAAACAAACAGAUUUUAUUAAAACAGCUGAGAAUUAACUCAUUUUCAGCGUGUUCUAAAUGAAAUGAAAGCAAAGUCCUCAAAACACCAGUCUUUAGUUUAUCUCUGACCUUGGGAUAAUUAGGCAAACUGCCAAAGGCUUUUCUGGGCAAAAGUUCAGGAACAGAAGACGCUGACAAGAAAGAAAUACAUCCAAACACGAAGCAAAUCUCUCAACGGUUGUUUUCCGGCAAAGAGGCCAAGAGCCAUUGCUGGUCUUUUAAGCCUUAUGGGAGGGGCCAAUCAUCUCUUGGCCUUACUCCUGAGUCGUCCCUUUUGCUUUAGCUGCUCUUGCCUUCUGGAAGCUCUUCUCAUGUGUGUACUAGGAACAGGCUCCUCCUGUUCCUCUGCCUCUCUGCUCUCAGCCUCUGGAGGCUCCAGAGUCCGCACAUCGCUCCCAGAUGGCCCUGGCCCCAUGUCUGCCUCCAACACAGAGCCCUCAUCCGGGCCUUCCCCAGCCUCCAGGACUGGCCCAUCUUCUUCUUCAGCCUCAUCGCUGUCCGACUCCACCGCCAGCUCUGCAGGCUGCUGGCGGACCACAACAAGAACAUCCAUGGACCCUCUGAAUCUUGGAGAUGAUCUGGACACAAGGAUCGGUCUUUGUCUCCCUUUGCCUGACCUUCAAACAAUGAGGACUAGCGGUCUGAUUUUUGUCCGUAAGGAGGCCUAGUCCGUUGUUUCUCAACCACAUGAAGAUGGGUAUGGACUUCAACUCCCAGAAUUCCCCAGCCAGCCAAUGCAGCUUAGUCACUUGAAGGUAUGUGGACUUCAACUCCCAGAAUUCCCCAGCCAGCCAUUGUAAAAAUCCAGAUGCCCUCCAAGAUGGCGGCAGAGCGAUAAGCAUGUUCUGUAUUGCUUUGCUGUAACUCUUUGCCAUGGCUGGCUGAGGAAUUCUGGGAGUUGAAGUUCACAUACCUGGCUAAGGAAUUCUGGGAGUUGAAGUCUACCCAUUUUCAAGUGGGUAACACUGGCCCAGCCUAUAAGAGCCCAGAACGAUGAAUGUCUGGUUAGUGCUUGGUUGUGAACAAUGGGCUAAGCUACGAUUGUGGUAUUGUGUCUCAGAAGUAAAUAGUUUUUAUUUUUU
Molecule: messenger RNA, 1901 nt
Organism: Pantherophis guttatus
Lineage: Eukaryota; Metazoa; Chordata; Lepidosauria; Squamata; Colubridae
Gene: SRXN1
Product: sulfiredoxin 1
Biological process (GO): cellular response to oxidative stress
Cellular component (GO): cytoplasm
Molecular function (GO): sulfiredoxin activity
Source: RefSeq, a predicted model, not a curated record